GUUGUAAUAUUAUAGUUUAUCGGUGAUUCCGGUGCAACCAAAAAUAAUUACAAGCCCGAUGGCUGAUUCCGUCUCCCCCGGCCGUUGGUCUGACCGCUUCUCAGCUAAACACGGACUCCCGCUAUCACAUCCACGAGGACGGCUCAUCGAACGUGAAGAUGAACACACCACGGUGCAGGCAAAACGUAGCUGUUUACACCGGACAAAGGAUUCGGGAUCGAUGUUGUAGAACCAGAUCGGUCUACCAUUAUACUUUUCCCUACCGGGAUACCGGUAGCAGCAGCCUGCUGGAAUGGAAACCUUUGAGAAGUGGAAAAUAACUGGCUUCAACGAAUUGGAACUGGCGAAUGCCGAACGGCAGCAGCAGUGAAAAAAGUACGAUCGCGUGGACGAUGAUGGAGAGGAAGCAGAGCAUGAGGGUCAUUCUCCCCGGGUAGGAAAAAGAAGCAAAUAGAGAACAGAUUUAAUGCCACCGAGUUGCAGUGCACGGUCCCAGUGUUCUCAGCAUCUCUGCCAUCGAUCGUCGCAGUGCGGUUCCGGCGGUAGCAUCAGGCGUAAAACUACUCCAAUAUUACCGGAAUGCAUUCUCCUCGUCGACAGCUCCCACAUCCCAUCAGCAACAGCGUCGGAAUCUCCGGCACCGAUCUUCGGUUGGAGGUUACCUCUGCAGAUGCAGCAGCAAGAGGUGCAGGAGGAAGGAACUUUUGAAGAGUUACGGGAAGAGGACAACUUGCUAUCCAACGAUAAUUUGGACGAGAGCGUGACGGAGAGAAGUACCGUGUCUAAUCUGAACUCGAGUCAGACGGGAGGACACCCGGAUACCAGUAGACGGUUAUUCGAAUUCACGGGCAUCAGUCGGUCUAGAGUCCGCGAUCCCACUGGCGAUCUCUGCUUUUCGUCGCAUUUGGAAAUAGGAGAGCCUACGGAAGACUUCCGGUUAAUCCGGACGACCAGCGUUCAAUGCAUCGCUUUAAUAAAGCACUACGUCGCUGGGCAGCAGUAAUAUCAGUUUGUUUGCCAUUUGGGUUGUGUAGUGUGUAUACUAUAUUGCGGUUUUCUCUAGCUUAAACAAAGGAGCUCAUAAAUUUUAAAAAUAUAACACUUUUUAUUACGUUACAACUAUUUUUGUUUUGAUGUUUUUUCCGUGGAAGAUAAUAGUUCAGUCCCUGGGUCAAUCGAUAGAAUGGCGAAGAAUAAAUUUUCCUCAUACGAACUUCGAAUAAAUUUCAAAAAUAGUUCUUGUGCACCAAAAAUAAUAACAUUUUGGAUUUCAAGUACGGGUUGAGAUUCCGAUUAUGGAAAAAAACUGGAUGCCGUUAAAGAACCCAUUUUUUUAUUUUAAUAUAGGAGACGAUGUACGGUGGGCGACAUCCCUAUAGCAGUCUGAAUACUUAGCAAAAAGGCAUAAGGCCGUCCUCGUCCCUUAGAAUUUCUCAACACCAGUCUGGCAUCGGACACCUCAGCACUCUCGAAUACGGCCAAACGGAUAUUGGAGAUUCUACCCCAACGUUUCGGCCUCUUGACCGAAUCUUGAAAGCGAUUAGUUUGAAUAGUACGCUGACGUCCUUGAAGCUAGCCGGACUUGUCCAGGUCCGGAAGCGCAUCAAUCAGGAAGCACGAACCGCAGCAUCCGAAUGUGCACUUCCCCAACACUGAACAGUUGUCCAAUGAGUGCCACCGGAAGUUCUAGCUGCUCUAUGAACAAGCCAUUCAGCACCGAGCUGCAAAUACCAACAGUGUCCCAGUUGCUACCAGAUGAAGUGUCUCCAAACCAAUACUGAGUCCGUCCAGCGGAUAGCCACUGAAUCCAGCGGCAGUACGGUUC
This is a messenger RNA of Aedes albopictus (Asian tiger mosquito), 1825 nucleotides long. RefSeq lists its product as uncharacterized. The transcript has 2 exons. Lineage: Eukaryota; Metazoa; Arthropoda; Insecta; Diptera; Culicidae. The coding region runs from base 467 to 1003 and encodes 178 amino acids. The record is from RefSeq and is a predicted model, not a curated record.